CAUAAAAAAUAGUGUGAUCAAAAAUGGUACUUGAGUAUAAAAACAAAUACAUAGUUACAUUUUUAUAUUUUUGGAUUGAUAAACUUGGAGAAAUUUAAUUUCCAAAUCUAAGAGGUAUUUUUUACUACACUACACUAUGUUAUGCAAUUUUGUGCUAAUCUGCAUUUUUCCACCAACAAUUGGGUAUAAUUUUUGUGCUUGAAUUUGAUACAUAUUCUCAAAAAUAUACUUUAAUUUCAUAACACAAUGCAAAUUUAUUUCAAAAUAACUUGCUUUUUUUAGUUAAAAUAAUGGAAAAAUUUGACUGGUUAUCAACAAUUAAAACUAACAUCUGGCUUCUCCACAUUGUAGGAUUAUGGCCUAAAGACAACCAAACUUACAAAUGUAAUUAUUACACCUUGUAUGCACUUUCUUCUGGAAUAUGUUUUACUGUUGGUCACAACUUACUGCAAACCAUUAACCUGUUUUACAUUUACAACAAUUUGGAAGUGCUCACUGCAUCAAUUUUUGUAUCACUCACACAGUUUAUUGGUAUUUUUAAAUCACUGUUCAUUGUGAAAAACAUAAAAACACUUAAAGAUCUUAUGGAUUCUCUAAAAAGUGAUACAUUUCAACCAAAAAACCGUAGACAACGAGAAUUAGCCCAAAUAAGUUUAGAUGGUUGGCAAACUAUGUUUCACUUUUUUUGUGGUGUUGGAGGUUUUACAGUGCUUAUUUUAUCCGUGUUUCCUUUUUUGGACCAAAGUUUUAAACAGUAUCGACUACCAUUCUUAGUUUGGUACCCAUACGAUACAAAUAUCUCACCAUUUUACGAAAUUACAUAUUUAUAUCAAGCACUUUGUUGCUACUUUAUUAGUGUUGUAAAUAUGAUGACAGAUACGCUUAUUGCUGCACUAAAUAUGUAUAUUGGAGCUCAGUGUGAUAUUCUGUGUGAUACAAUAAGACACAUAAAUGGUCCAGAUAAAGAGCUGGAUGUAAUGUGGUUAAAUUGUAUCAUACACCACAGAAAAAUUUUAAGAUUUGCUGACUGUUCGCAACAGUAUUUUAAUUGGAUUGUCUUAUUGCAAUUUGCGGCAAGUGUAGUCUCAAUUGGGUUAUCAAUGUUUCAGUUAACGGUGGUUGUCCCAUUUACGAGUGUAUUUUAUACGUUUUGUUCUUACGUUGUGGCCAUAGCUCUUGAAACGUUUAUCUAUUGUUGGUAUGGAAAUCAGGUGGAACUUAAGAGUAGCGAAAUAAUGUACGCCACAUUUGAAUCAAACUGGGUAGAUGCUCCAAUCGACAUAAAAAAGAAAAUACAAUUUUUUUCCUUAAGAUGCCAGAAACCUAUUAAAAUGUCAUCUUUAAAAAUAUUUUAUCUAACAUUAGAGACUUUUAUGAAGAUUCUUCAAACAUCUUGGUCAUAUUUUGCCCUUCUUCAUCAGGUUAAUAGUAAAAAAUAAAGUUAAAAAUUCAAUGCACCUGCACUGUUAAAUUGUUGGAAAAAUAAACUACAAUU
Tribolium madens (black flour beetle) is the source of this 1495-nucleotide messenger RNA. Its product is annotated as odorant receptor 4-like. Gene Ontology annotation, molecular function: olfactory receptor activity; odorant binding. The transcript is spliced from 5 exons. The coding region runs from base 291 to 1439 and encodes 382 amino acids. Gene Ontology annotation, cellular component: plasma membrane. Lineage: Eukaryota; Metazoa; Arthropoda; Insecta; Coleoptera; Tenebrionidae. The record is from RefSeq and is a predicted model, not a curated record. Gene Ontology annotation, biological process: detection of chemical stimulus involved in sensory perception of smell; sensory perception of smell.